AUGGAGUCACAUAUUGCAAAUGUUGAGAGGAUAGUGCCUCAGGAGGAUAAGCCUGAAAGCUUUCAUAUUGCCAAAGCUCACGAUGCUGCUGAGAGAGGAUAUGCGGCAACUGAUCGAUAUGGCCAACCUCUCGUCGAAUUCGACGCCGCUGCCGAAAGACAUCUGGUGCGCAAAAUCGAUUUUUUCAUCAUUCCAACAGUUGCCCUGCUGUACCUCUUCUGUUUCAUCGAUCGUGCCAACAUUGGAAAUGCCAGACUCGCUGGCUUCGAGAAGGAUCUCGGUCUAACAGGAAACGACUACAACAUCGUCCUAUCCGUAUUCUUUACCUCAUACAUCGUAUUCGAAAUCCCGUCCAACAUGGCAUGCAAAUGGCUUGGUCCCGGAAAAUUCCUUCCAGCGUUGACCUUAGGGUUUGGUAUUAGCAGUCUCGGAACCGCCUUCGUCAACGAUAUUCACGCUGUUUCUGCAGUUAGAUUUUUGCUCGGUAUGUUUGAAGCAGGUUUACUACCUGGUAUUGCAUAUUACAUGUCGAGAUGGUAUAGACGCAGUGAACUCGCUUUCCGGCUAUCAUGCUACAUUGUCAUGGCUCCUCUGGCAGGCGCCUUUGGAGGUUUGCUGGCAUCGGCCAUCCUCAAGCUAGGAUCUGUCGGGAGCCUGCACACAUGGCGCAUGAUCUUUGUCAUUGAAGGUAUUAUUACCUGCGGCCUUGCUCUCAUCGGAUUUUUCACCAUGACCGAUCGACCAUCCACCGCUCGCUGGCUCAGUCAGGACGAAAAGGACCUUGCUAUUGCGCGCCUUAAGUCUGAGCGUGUCGGCGUAACUGAAGUUCUUGAAUCACUUGAUAGCCGAAAAGCGCUUCGUGGAAUCUUUUCACCUGUUACCUUAAUGACUUCCAUGAUCUACCUCUUGAACAAUAUCACCGUCCAAGGACUAGCAGUGUUCGCACCAACCAUCAUCAGGACAAUCUACCCUUACGACAGCGUCAUCUCACAACAAUUGCAUACCGUGCCUCCUUAUAUUGUUGGAGCGUUUUUCACCCUUUUCAUUCCAUUCAUGAGCUGGAAAUUUGAUCGUCGCAUCAUCUUUUGUAUCAUCGCCUCUCCACUCAUGGUCAUCGGCUAUAUCAUGUUCCUCGGGUCUGAGAACCCCCAAGUCCGGUACGGCGCUACUUUCCUUGUUGCGUCUGGCGCAUUCUCCUUCGGGGCGCUCUGCAAUGCUAAUGCGUCUGCAAACGUUAUUUCCGACACUGCCCGAUCCGGUGCAAUUGGUACUGUUGUCAUGUUCGGUAAUAUCGGAGGCUUGAUUAGUACAUGGAGUUACCUCGCCUUUGAUGCGCCUAAUUAUCAUAUUGGCAAUGGGCUGAAUUUGGCUUGUGCUAGUGUUACUUUCUUGUUAAGUGUGGGGUUGUUGAUCUGGAUGAAGUGGGAUAAUGGGAAGAGGGAAAAGAUUGAUGUUGAUUCUGUGUUGGAGGGCAAGUCGAUUGAAGAGGUGCAGGCUAUGGAUUGGAAAAACCCGGCUUGGAGGUGGAGGUACUAA
Talaromyces marneffei is the source of this 1536-nucleotide messenger RNA. RefSeq lists its product as uncharacterized. NCBI's taxonomy places the organism in Eukaryota, Fungi, Ascomycota, Eurotiomycetes, Eurotiales, Trichocomaceae. Gene Ontology annotation, cellular component: membrane. The coding region runs from base 1 to 1536 and encodes 511 amino acids. Gene Ontology annotation, biological process: transmembrane transport. The record is from RefSeq and is a predicted model, not a curated record. Gene Ontology annotation, molecular function: transmembrane transporter activity. The transcript has 2 exons.